AGACCACGACACGGAAGUAAAAUAAAUGCAGUGGGCGACUUUGACAUCAGUAUGUUUGGAAUAUAAAUAGAUGUGUCUUUUCGGGUGGCAUAAGUGGCGCCGUGUCACAGUCGUCUUGGUUUAUUGUCAUCGUUAUUGUACACACUCUGCAGGUGAAUAAGAGCCAAUACAGCACAGAACCAUGGAUGUGAAACUUGUUGUGUUCCUGUCGUUGCUUGUAAACAUGGUGACCAGUUACAAGCCAACUCAUGAGAAGACUUGGGCAGUCCAGUUGGAAGGUGGAAGAGAAGAGGCGCUGAGAAUAGCACACAAGACAGGGGCGACUCUGGUUAAAAAGAUAUUUGGGGACUACUAUCUCUUCAAAGAUGAGAAUGUCAGAAAGGCUCGCACGAAGAAGGACUGUGAAAAGAUGUUGAAAGCUGAACCUUCUGUAAAAAUGGUGAAAGAAGAUGUACUUCACACUCGACAACUGUAUGCGCAACAUCAAGGUGUGGUCUUGAACGACCCACUUUGGGGCUAUCAGACAUAUCUGCACAGUGGGCUAGUACACAUGAACGUCCUCCCAGCCUGGGAGAGAACACGGAAGGGGGAGGGGGUUGUGGUGGGGGUCAUCGAUGAUGGGAUAUUCACCAACCAACCGGACCUGAGAGAUAACCUGGAUUUAGGUUUAUCAUAUGAUAUUUUUGAAGAGACCACAGACCCAACACCCAACAUAGAACAAUUAAGCCAUGGUACCAACUGUGCAGGAAUUAUCGCAGCAGUCCACAACAACAGCUUCUGUGGUGUUGGAGUGGCUUAUAAGGCCAAGGUUGCAGGUAUCAAGAUGUUCAGUGGCGCUAUCACAGACAUCUCCGAUGCCCAGGAGGCGUCAGCCCUGAGUCAUGAGCACCAGCACAUCAGUAUCUACUCCUGCAGCUGGGGACCGUCAGACUGGAACAACGCACUGGAAGGUCCUGAUACUGUCGCUAGGGAGGCACUGGUCAUGGCUGCACGAGAGGGUCGGGAUGGAAAAGGUUCCAUCUUUGUGUUCUCCACCGGUAAUGGUGGAACGUACGGUGACAGCUGUGCCUACAAUGGCUACAUCAACACCAACAACACCAUCGGCAUCGGUGGGCUGCUGCAGGAUGGUUCCAUCCCCAGUUUUGCUGAGGCCUGCACCAGUGUGUUUGCUGUGACGUAUAGUAGAGACUACACAGGAGACACGGCCAAUUUGGUUGUUCCCUACAGAUCAUCAGGCUGCCGGACAUCCGUCUCUGGAACGUCUCCUGCUGCGGCAAUGGCAGCUGGUGUCUUCUCACUCGUGCUUAGUGCUAAGUAAAUAACAUCUGUUUUGAAACUAAACGUAUACAAUUGAAUGUCAUUGAAUACUCUAACAUUUAUUUUUACAUUCACUGUCUUUUCA
Branchiostoma floridae (Florida lancelet) is the source of this 1402-nucleotide messenger RNA. Its product is annotated as furin-1-like. The transcript has 10 exons. Gene Ontology annotation, biological process: protein processing. The coding region runs from base 182 to 1318 and encodes 378 amino acids. NCBI's taxonomy places the organism in Eukaryota, Metazoa, Chordata, Leptocardii, Amphioxiformes, Branchiostomatidae. The record is from RefSeq and is a predicted model, not a curated record. Gene Ontology annotation, molecular function: serine-type endopeptidase activity. Gene Ontology annotation, cellular component: trans-Golgi network; Golgi membrane.